This is a messenger RNA of Exserohilum turcica Et28A, 1930 nucleotides long. RefSeq lists its product as uncharacterized. The transcript has 5 exons. Bases 140 to 1930 code for a protein of 596 amino acids. Lineage: Eukaryota; Fungi; Ascomycota; Dothideomycetes; Pleosporales; Pleosporaceae. The record is from RefSeq and is a predicted model, not a curated record.
GCAAAAUCAGCCUUGCGACACUAUAUUGUAUUGGCAUUUGAGGGAUCAAUUCUUCCUUUUCGUUCCUCACGUCACUACAAUCACUACUGCAUUCAUCAUCAUCAACGUCAGUAUUGUGCCAACAUCAAACAGCGAAACGAUGUACCCACUACCGAUCGAGUUACAGAAUUCAUACCGUGAGAGCAGCAGAUAUCCGGAGAAUCUCAUACCGAGUGGAAUUGCGACGUAUAAUUCAAGACUAAGCGCUUAUAAGAAACGACUUGAUGAUGCUGAGGUUGAUCUUUGUCUGGUUCCUAGCGAAGACGAAGUUGACGAAACCUUCGAAAUUCCCAUGAUUGAUCUUCAAACUGGUGAUGGGAAAGUGCGGGACAAGAGAUACAUACAUACCCCAGCAAAACUCACUGACUGGCUCGGUGUUACGACUGUGCAAAACACAAACGAUCCUAACGCGCGUUCGCUUAGCACGCGAAAGAAGGAUCCAAAAUGCCGCUUCAUAUACCUGUACGCGGAAAACUCGCGCGACAAAUUGAAAACAACCCGUCAAAGUCUAUGUGAGAUCAUGUCCUACCACCAAGUCAUGCCCGUGUAUCUGGAUUUUAUGCUGGUCUUUGGCGGGCAAAGUGAUGCCAGGGACCUUCGUUUCAGUGGUUUUCACCAGCAGAUACGCCUUAGAAACCCUGUAAAUGGACACGCAGCUCCUGAGUUAGGUCGAAGUGGAAGGCAAUUCCAGCUCUGCUACAACCUGAAGGGUGUACAGUUCAAGAAACCUAGUGAAGAGCAUAUCAAAUUGGAUGAGUGGUCGAUCCGGGACGCCGCAAUUUACCACCAGUUCGAUGUAGAGUACGGGACCACACUCUGGAUCGUCACCAAGGGCGGAAGAGACAUAUUAGAUCGUUACCUGGAUAUGGUAGGUCCAACAGGCCGACCAGAAGACAAGGGGUUUCAGGACGCGAUUGCUUGCUUUCGGUCUACACUUGUGACCCAUUUGCUUUACUGCCAUUGGUCAACGGAGGAUUGGAGAUGGUACAUUGUAUGGCUUGAGACAGUGGUUGAGAAAGAAAGUGCCAUGGCCGUGAACGGCCUUCAUGGAGCAGGCUAUGCUCACAAGGAAUACGAACCAUGGGACAUACAGGACUUGCAACAUUGGCAGGAGGAAACCAAUACGGCAGUAAUGGCCCUAGAAGCGAAUUCUAAGAAUACGAGGUCACUGUACAGCUUCUACGAAAACCUGACCGCUCGAAAAGACUUUCCCGAUACGUUAAGAACGGCAUCCGAGGACUACCUGCAUGCGUUCUUUUCGCAGCUUCAUGAAAUCUUGGGCGACUUCGAUACGCAAAUAACUCGCGCCAAACUUCUCGCGAGCAUAAUCAGUGACAGAAAAGAACUCGUAUUGCAGCAUCUGCAAAGUCAAGCGUCAGAGAGAACAGAGCAGCUGAACAAGAACCUUGAGCGCGAAGCUGUGGUCAUGCGUAUCAUCACGAUCGUUACCUUGACCUAUCUGCCAGCUACAUUUGUAUCUACUUUAUUCAGCACUGACAUCAUUAAAUAUCAAGACCAAAAUCAAAGCAGUGCCGACUACGAAAACGGGUCUUUCUCUCAACUCGCUAUGAACCGCUGGCUCCAAGUCACUAUACCGCUGACAUUUCUGACUCUGUUUGGCGCCUGGUCAACAUUUCGCUUCUGCGACACCACCGCUGGACCGCUCACGAUUUCUGAAAGAAUGAAGCGCAUCAUACCUGGUCUGAAUUCAUCGGCGACUCCCCCCAAUACAGAUGAGUCGACUCAACACUACUCUGAUGUAGAUACCCGAAGAGAAGCGAUCAAAAACUGGGUACACUAUGUUAUGAAGCUCGUCAAAAACAUGCGCUGGCUCCGUAGUGAUCGCACUACACUGCCAUUCCAAGAGAAUGUGGCCACCAAAAUAGGAUGA